Molecule: messenger RNA, 1959 nt
Organism: Henningerozyma blattae CBS 6284
Lineage: Eukaryota; Fungi; Ascomycota; Saccharomycetes; Saccharomycetales; Saccharomycetaceae
Gene: MAD1
Product: coiled-coil domain-containing protein MAD1
Exons: 1
Coding region: 1-1959 (652 amino acids)
Biological process (GO): attachment of mitotic spindle microtubules to kinetochore; mitotic spindle assembly checkpoint signaling
Cellular component (GO): kinetochore; mitotic spindle; nuclear envelope
Source: RefSeq, a predicted model, not a curated record
AUGAAUAAUAACGAGGCACCAUCAGAAAAUGAAGGAUCAUCACCAUUUUUACAAAGUCCUCAUCCAGAAGAUGACAUAAUUAAUGAUAAUAAUGAUAAUGAUAUGGAAAAUAAAGGCUCAAAAAAUCUACAAUACCAAUUGCAUACUCUUAAGAAUGAGUUUGAUAUUGAAAGAAUGGAAUUGAAUACUCAACUAAAUGAAUUACAAUAUCAAUACAAGUCAACUUUAAAUGAUCUUGAUUUAAAAAUUGCAGAAUCUAAUGAUUUGUUUAAUAAAAAUGUUUCAUUAAAUGAACAAAUUGAAAAAUUAUCAACUAAAUUAAAGGAAUUUUUAGAAGAAGAUAUAGUUGAUAUAAAACAAAAAAAAAUUUCAGAUAUUUCUAAUGACCAAUUAGAAAAAUAUAGAAAAGAGAAUUCUGAUUUAAGAGAUUCGUAUGAUUUGAAAAUUAAAAACUUGAAAGAUCAAUUAGAAUCAUAUAAACUUGACCAAGCUGGUACAAAAGAUUUGAUGCAAACCUAUGAGAAUGAAAUUACAAAACAAACUAAACAUAUCUCUAAUUUACAACAAGAAUUAUCUAAAAGAGAUGAAAUAAUAGCAAGCUUUAAAAAUAGUAAUCAAACACAGGUCACUCAAACGCUGGGGAGUACAUCAUUACAAUUACAAUCAGAAUAUUGGGGGAAUGCUAUUCAAGAACAUGAAUCAUAUAUUAAAGAAUUAGAAAAAAUCAAUUUACAACAAUCAAAUGAAAUUGAAAAUUUGAAACUAUCUUUAAAAAAUGAGAAAAAUUUAUCCAAUGAAAUAGAGGAAGAAUUAGUUUCUGUAAAUACAAAAUUAAACAAUGCAUUAAAUUAUAAUGAUGAUUUACAAGCACAAGUAAAUAAAUUGUUAUUUGAAAAUGAGCGAUUACAAUCUAAUUCUAUAGAUAAUAUAAAUUUGAAUUCUGAUUUUGCCAAAGAGAGAAAUAAAUUGUUACAAAUGGAAAAAAAUUAUGAAUUAAAUAUCAUUAAUUUGAAAAAACUUAAUCAUGAAAUUGAACAACAAAAAUUAUUAUCCUUUGAAGAAUGUAAAUUACUUCGAGAGGAAUUGGAACAUUUACAAAACCAAUUACAAAAUAAUCAAAAUAAUGCAAAUAUUAAAACUGAAAAUAAUACAUUCAAAACAUUAGCUGAUGAUUAUAAAAAUAGAACAAAAGAUUUGACUAAUGAAUUGAAAAAAUUGAACGAUCAAUUAUUAAAUGUUCACAAGGAAGAUAAUGGAACUUCCAAGAAAAGAAGAAUGUCAGAUAAUAUUAAUUUGAAUUAUUCGAAAAGGUUAAAUGAAUUACAAUUAUCUAUGGCUGAAAAAAAUAAAACAAUUGAAGAUUUAAAACUUAAACUAAGUAAAUUAAUCACCAAAUAUAAACAAUUAAAUGAUUCUAAAGAAACUAAGAUUCGAAUCCUACAAUUACGUAAUAAUCCUGUAGAAAAUGAUCAAAUAAUUAAACGUAAUCAAUUAAAUCUUUUAAAAGAAGAAAAUAAAAUUCUAAUGGAAAAAUUAACAAAUAAUUCCAUUAUAGUUGAUUCAAUACCGAAAGCUACAUAUGAUGCAAGAAUGAUUGAAAUUAACAAGUUUCAGAAAGAUUUCCAAGAUUCACAAAGAAAAAUUGUAAGAUUAAAAGAAGUUUAUAAUAAGAAAUCUCUAGAAUUUAUUGAUGUGGUAAGCUCAAUUCUUGGGUUUAAAUUGGAAUUUCAACAUAAUAAAAAAGUGAAAAUGUAUUCAUGUUUUAAGCCUGACAAAUAUUUGGCCAUAGAUCUAGCUAAUAACUCUUUGAAAUCAAAUUUGUCAAGUGUCUUGCCAAAUUGGAGUAAAUUAUUAGAGGUGUGGGUAGCAGAAAAGGGCCAAAUUCCAUGCUUCCUAGCAAAAAUAACAUUGCAACUAUACGAAUUAUCAUUGGGAAAUGAAAUAAAAUCAUCCUCUUAG